AUCGUCGCGUAGUAUCGCUAGUUCAACGGAUGCGGGUGCGUCGCAGCGGAAAUGGAGCCGGGUACGCUGGCGAGGGUGCUGCACGACUUCCUCACCACCGUCGACGAAGAGUUGAGCCUUCCCAAGGGAAAUUAUUUCCUGGUACACGAGAUCGUAGACAAGCACUGGUGCCGUGGUCAGUCUCAAGAUAGAGUUGGCAAGUUUCCUUUGAGUCAUCUGCAUAAAGUGGAGAUUCCUCAUUUUGGCGAAACAGAAAGACUGUUCGUUUCCAUAGCCAGCUUUCCCGGACAAGAAACUGGAGAUUUGUCUUUUGCAGAAGGAGAACUCAUAAUUGGAAUGAGAGACAUAGGUUCGGGAUGGUGUAUGGGGAGGAUAAACUCCAGAAAUGGAAUUUUUCCAAUGACACAUACAUGGGAACUGGAUACAACAAUGUUAAAGAAAACAUUAAAAAAUAAACUGAUAAGGAAAAGAGCCAAAGUAAAAACGACAUUGAAGGCACAGCUCAAUGAAGAAUUGGAUCUAGUUGCAGGAGAGACGGUCAUUGUCACAGAAAUUUUAGAUGACGGUUGGUGUCGUGGAGUUGCAGAAGAUGGCAAAGAAGGCAUAUUUCCUGAAGGAUUUAUAUCCUACAUAGGAGAUCAAGAUACAAUUGACCAUGAACAAAUACCAUGUGCAACUGAGAGCAAUUUCAUGUCUUUCUCGACAGUUCAAAAUGGCACAAUCUCCAAAGAUUUUAGUGAAACCUCUACGAAUUCUUACGCAAACUUUUCCGAAGAACCUGCUCCAAAUUACUUUGAUUUAUUUCCAGAGGUGUUACCAACAACCAAUAACAUGGGGAACCCUCAACAUAACAGUCACGUGAAUUCUGUUGAUAUUAAACCAUAUGCUAUAACAUUAUAUCCAUUUAAUGCACAGUUUCCAAAUGAGCUGAGCUUUGGAGCGGGCGAAGUAGUGCAUCUUACAAGAUAUAUCGAUUCCGAGUGGAUAGAGGGUACAAUCGACGCUACUAAAGGCAUAUUUCCAUCGUCUUACGUCAACAUUAUAGUCGAUUGUGCAGAAGCGAAGCAACAUCAAAUCCAACAUGAAGUAAUUCCUGCAAAGAAAGAUGCUUUGGAGCCGGGUGUUACUGUAAAAGUACUGUAUACCUUUGAUGCACAGAUGGAUGGCGACUUGAAUGUCCACGAGGGCGAGAGUGUCACCGUGCUGGAAAUGACCAAUGAGGAUUGGGUGAAAGUGAAAAAUAAGAGCGGUCUAGUUGGUCUGUGUCCGCGGGAAUAUUUGAACUCGGUGUCCGAAUGUUCGUUGGACAGUCUGCAGGAAUCUAGUUUAGAAGACUUUGAAGACUUUGUGAUGAUUAGGCAUAAGGAAGCAAAGGACGCUGUCACGAGCGAAGAACGUAAUCCGAAAAGAAUGUCGCAACCGCACAGGCCAGCACCACCGGCUCCAGCUCCAGGGAGAGUGCCGUUACAGAAAGAAACUGUUGCAAAUGGAGAAGUAUCUGCUCAAAGAAGAGGAAUUCGAGAAAACGAAUCUGCAAUUAAUAACACUGUAGACAUGAGACAAAAGCAUGCAGAUCAACGACAGAAUGUAAUAUCGGAAUUAGUAAUAACAGAAAAAGAAUAUGUUCGUGAUCUAAAAUUAACGUACGAAACAUUUAACUUACAUAAUCCGAGUUUUCUCGAAUCAAAAGGGAUUGAUGUCGUUACGUUGUUUGGGAAUAUUUUGGAAGUUAUUCACGUUGCCGAGGAAUUAUUGGAUAUGAUCUUGAGAGCUAUGAAAGGUUGCGAUGAGAACUUGCAAAAAAUUGGGCCUUGUUUUGUGAAAAUGGCUGAAAAAUUGAAAAGUGUUUAUGUCAAAUAUUGUGGAAAUCAUGAAGCUGCAUUAGCUCUGUUAAAAAAGUAUGAAAAUAAUGAAGAAAUUAUGAAAGUAUUUACUAAAGGUAUUGAGACAUUACGUCGUCAGGUUGCUUGCUUUGACAUGAGCUCUAUUUUGAUAAAGCCGGUACAAAGAAUUUUGAAGUAUCCACUAAUGUUAUACGAAUUAAUAAAAUGUACAGAAGACAAUCAUCCAGAUAAAGCAGCCAUAAUGGAGGCGUGGGAGGUUAUGACAAAUGUGGCAAGUUACAUCAACGAGUACAAACGGAGAAGAGAUAUUGUAUCAAAGUAUUUAGAAAAUGAUAAUACCUUAUUUAGCAAAAUGUCGAAAUUAAGUAUGCAUUCUGUGGCGAAAAUGUCAACAAGACUAAGCACGAGAUUGUCAGCGAGUCUGGGAUUGACAAACGUCGCAAACGAUACCGAGUUUGAGGAGCUCGAAAAGCAAUUUCGAUCUAUAGAGAAAUGUACAUGGCAAUUGGUGAAAGAUAUUGAGCAAUGUAUCACGUAUCUGAGUGAUGAAGCUAUGUCCGGUGAAGCAAUAGCUGACUUACUGCUUCAUUAUUAUCAAGAAAGUCCGACUAUCGAGGUGAAAAAGCUACAGGAUAUAAGAUCUAUAAUUUGGUCACAAUAUAUGCGGGAUUUCAAAAUGUGUAUCGAAAAAAAAGUCAGCGCACCAUUGCAUUUUCUAGCGACGCUAUUGGAAGGGCCAGCGGUGUUGGUAGCGAAGAGGCACGAUAAAUUGCUGGAUUACGACGCCGCUAUUUCAAAGAGUGAGAAAUAUAAAGAAUCAAAAAUUGUACAAGAAGAAUUAUUUACUGCUAAGAGUAAUUACGAAGCUCUGAAUCAACAAUUGCUGGAAGAAUUACCAAUAUUGCUGGACGCGGCGGCAAACAUUUUAAUUAAUUGCAUAAAUGUUUUUGCCGGUGCCCGAAAAUUACUAAGCGGAAGAAUUACCAAGCAAUAUUUGACUCUUUGCGAGACAUCAUCACAUCUAUCGUCACAAGAUGUACUGGAAUCAUUUCUUGUGAAUCAUAAUUUAAUAUGGAAUCAAAUAACACGUCUCGCGUUUGCUGGCACAAAUACCCGAGUAGACGAGGGUCCACGAGGAUGCAAGCAGACCGAAGAACAGAGAGCCUCGCUUAGAGACAAAUACACCGCAGAUAAAUUGUACGUGGUGGUUGAAGACAUUUCUAGUACAUCUACUUUAGAUGUGGAUGCUACAAGGGGUACGUUGGUUGGGGUCAUUAAAAAACAGGAUCCAAUGGGAGACACGGCAAGAUGGUACGUUGAUACCGGAGCUACUCAAGGAUUUUUGCCUUCUCAAAAACUGAGACCGGUUCAACGGCAAAGUCAGCACCAUGAUCAAAUUGUAUCGGAUAUCGCUGCUGUUGGGAGAAAAAGUUCGAGCCCUCCCAAUUUAAUGUCAUUAGAUUCUCCCGAGAAAGAGAUUAAGAAGGUAUCUUUGUCGCAUCUGCAGGAUCUGCUGUCGUUAGAGCAAGAAAUGAAAGUAAAUCACAAUUAUAGCAACGUUCCCGAAAUGCCAAAAGUUCAAGUGUAUCAGAACGUACACAGCGAAUUUUACUACGCUAUGUAUGAUUUUGCUGGAAAUAUGCCGGGUACAUUGCCUAUUACUAAUGGCCAAGCCCUGAGACUCCUCAGGCCUCACGACGAGAAAGGAAACAGUGAAUGGUGGCUUGUAGAGAAUCGUAACGGUAAACAAGGCUACGUUCCGCGGGAUUAUUUAAGCUCGCCCGUUAAUCUAAAGUCAUAAUGAUGGAACAAAAGUUUUAUAUUUUUAACAUUAUAAUUUUAUGCUAAAAUUAAGAUAAAUAAUUUGAUUGCAGAACAAUUAAUCAUUGAUAGAAAUUAUUAAUAGUAUUUGUCAAUAUUUGAAUUUUUUAUAUUAUCUCAUAAAAAUGUAUAUAUUAUUGGUAUAUUAACAGAUAAUAAUCCUUUUAGAAUCUUUUUAUCUAAUCUGAUUAAAUCUAAAGAUCUAGAAAAGAUAAUCAAUCAAAAUAUUAUUAGACAUUUAUCAUUUACUAUUUGAAAAGAAUUUUUUUUAAUUUCUUUGCUCUAGUUACUUAGGUUUAUUCAUUUGUAUUUGAUUUAUAUAUAUCUUUAAAAUUUUUACAUAUUUUUAAGAUUUUUGAAUUAUCGUUAAAUUGUUAUAUGCAUGUAUAAAUAUGUUAAAUUGUAAUAUAUUCAUGUAUAAAUUAGUGCUCGAAAAA
Messenger RNA from Monomorium pharaonis (pharaoh ant), 4102 nucleotides. RefSeq names its product dynamin-binding protein. The record is from RefSeq and is a predicted model, not a curated record. The coding region runs from base 52 to 3645 and encodes 1197 amino acids. Lineage: Eukaryota; Metazoa; Arthropoda; Insecta; Hymenoptera; Formicidae. Gene Ontology annotation, biological process: intracellular signal transduction. The transcript has 9 exons. Gene Ontology annotation, molecular function: guanyl-nucleotide exchange factor activity; protein binding. Gene Ontology annotation, cellular component: cytoplasm.